AUUCAACCUCUGGAUCCAGUCUAAAAGCAGUACAGUCACACCCUGGACCAAGCCUGAGUCUCAGUCAGUCAAUAUCUGGACUGAAAGAAAUACAGGCACAUUUUGGUACCUGACUCAAAAUGAUGCAGUUAGGCCUUGGUCCCAGCUUGAAUCUCAAAUGACAUCUUCUGGGACCCAAAAUGGUAUAAGUAGCUCUUGGACUCAGUAUGAAACUAGUACAGUCAGAUCCUGGACCAAGCUUGAAAUCAGUACAGUGCAACCCUGGAUUCAGGUUGAAACUGCUACAAUUAGAUCACGGACCCAGUCUGAAAAUAUAGAAAUAUACCCCCUGACCCAGUUAGAAGCUGGUACAGUAAUAAGACACUGGUUCCAGACUAAACUGGAUUCAAUAAAACCUUGGAACCAGCCUGAAGCCAAUACAAUUAGAUCAUGGACUCAACCUGAAACUGAAACAAUCCAAAUUUGGAUCCAGACAGAGGGGCAAGUAGUAAAACCUCCAACUUCAUUGGAACUUGAUACAAUUACAUCUUGGUUACAGACUCAAAGUGAUACAGUUCAACUUGGAUUAAAUCUGACUCCCAAUCUGUCAGUCCCUGGAGUCAGGCUGACAGUAUAAAUCACCCCUGGAUUCAGCAAAGUGGUACUGUGAAUCAACCCUACUCAGAAAUCCAAACAGUCAGACCCUGGAUGAAGCUAGAACCUGAUGCACUUAGAUCUUGGUUCUACAUUCCAAUGAAUAAAGUCAGACCAUCGACCAAUUCCGAAUCUCAGAUCUUCAGCUCCGGGUUGCAGCCUGAAGUUGGUAUGUUUCACCCUUGGAUCCAUCCUGAAACCCAAGCAGUGAGAUCCGGGGCCCACCCUGAAACUGCCACCCUUUUAAGAAAAGAACCUUCUCUGAUGCCUGGGUCUCAAUCUGGAACCAAGUCUCAUCAGCCUGAACAAGAUCCUCUCAAGUAUUCACAACUCAACGUUUCUUUGGCUGAGUGUCACCUAGGUGUGGCCUGGAAAGAGAGUGUCCAGGCUUUCUGGCUCUUCAAGACAGCUGUUAUUUCUCAUGAAGCCACAGAGUGUGGAUUACGACCUGGCCUUGUGCCCCACUGUCCCAACUGCUGGGAGGCAGACGUGGGUGAAUUUCCUUGGAUGGUUUCCGUGCAACUCUCUUUCUCCCAUUUCUGUGCUGGCUCUGUACUGAAUGAACAGUGGAUCCUUACCUCAGCUAGAUGUGCAAAUUUCAUAGGAGAACCUGGAGCAAGAGAAAAAUAUACAGCUGUAUGACUGCUGGC
Messenger RNA from Zalophus californianus (California sea lion), 1283 nucleotides. Its product is annotated as transmembrane protease serine 2-like. The record is from RefSeq and is a predicted model, not a curated record. Gene Ontology annotation, molecular function: serine-type endopeptidase activity. NCBI's taxonomy places the organism in Eukaryota, Metazoa, Chordata, Mammalia, Carnivora, Otariidae. The transcript is spliced from 4 exons. Gene Ontology annotation, biological process: proteolysis. The coding region runs from base 688 to 1275 and encodes 195 amino acids.